Molecule: messenger RNA, 681 nt
Organism: Vitrella brassicaformis
Lineage: Eukaryota; Vitrellaceae
Source: the annotation of a GenBank genome assembly
CCGAAGAGCUUCAUUCGAUUAUAUCAAGGUCACGAAUGAAUGACGUCCAAACGAACCACUGCAUACGCAUUCAACGCUCACGACGAUCAUGUCACAGAACACCUCAUGGCGCAGGCUCUACGAUUGCGUCAUUCCUCGACAGGCCCUGCCAGGCCCUCAAAGCGAACGGCACUCUACAUAACCACCCCACUGCUCCUGUCUACUUGGGCGGCGGCUUGACGAACACGCCGCCCUGUCCGUAUGCGGCAGCUGACAGCUCUGCAGCGUACUUGGCCUCGUAGGCGCCGAAGGUGUAAUAGCCGCAGAAGAAAAACACCAGGAAGGGGUAGAAGAAAAUGCCAUAGAACUGCGCGGGGGAGUGCGUCCACGAUACAGGGCUGCCAUACCAGUUGCUGCACACAACACAAACAACCAAAUCACACACAGAUCAGAGAGGUGCAGGCCCUUUGGUGUGACGGCAUCUUCCCCUUUGCUUCUCUCACAGCGUACCGCAUCCAGAAUUUGUUGACCUCCUCGCCCAGCAGCUUGACGCCGCCGCCCCACGCCUGCUCCACUGUCACGCCUUCACAGCUGGCCCAUGUCCUUCGCCAGAAAUUUGGAGAGAUCAGCGACGCCAAGCCGCCCGCAACCCUCCACGCAGUUUCCAUCGGCUGCCUGACGAGGGAGCUUUAAGCCUCUUUC